This is a messenger RNA of Neogale vison (American mink), 2858 nucleotides long. RefSeq names its product mitogen-activated protein kinase 8 interacting protein 1 (gene MAPK8IP1). The transcript has 12 exons. Gene Ontology annotation, molecular function: protein binding. Bases 33 to 2123 code for a protein of 696 amino acids. The record is from RefSeq and is a predicted model, not a curated record. NCBI's taxonomy places the organism in Eukaryota, Metazoa, Chordata, Mammalia, Carnivora, Mustelidae. Gene Ontology annotation, cellular component: cytoplasm. Gene Ontology annotation, biological process: regulation of JNK cascade.
CCCUGCAGCCCCCCAGCUGGGCAGGGCUCUCCAUGAAGCUGGUGCUGAAGAUGGAUUCGAGCCCAGACAAUGACAGCUGGUUGGAGGAUCAGUGGGAGCGCUGGCUCACCCAUGACAUCAGCUUGGAGGAGUUUGAGGAUGAAGAUCUCUCAGAGAUCACCGAGGAGUGUGGCAUCAGCCUGCAGUGCAAAGAUACUCUGUCCUUGCGGCCCCCGCGCGCCGGGCUGCUGUCUGGGGGCGGCGGCGGCGCGGGGAGCCGAUUGCAGGCCGAGAUGCUGCAGAUGGACCUGAUCGACGCGGCGGGGGAUACUCCCGGCGCCGAGGACGACGACGACGACGAGGAGGAGCGCGCGGCGCGGCGGCCGGGAGCGGGGCCGCCAGAGGCCGAGCCCCGCCAGGAGCCGGCGCCCCGCGGCCAGGGCCAAGGCCAGGGCCAGGGCGGCGGGGACACUUAUCGACCCAAGCGGCCCACCACGCUCAACCUCUUCCCGCAGGUGCCGCGGUCUCAGGACACAUUGAAUAAUAAUUCUCUGGGCAAGAAGCACAGUUGGCAGGAUCGGGUGUCUCGGUCAUCCUCACCCCUGAAGACUGGGGAGCAGACGCCGCCACAUGAGCACAUCUGCCUGAGCGAUGAGCUGCCACCCCCGAGCAGCCCCACGGCCACCAAGGACCGAGGCACCUCCACUGACAGCCCUUGCCGCCGCAGCACCGCCACACAGAUGGCCCCUCCCGGCGGCCCCACCGCUGCCCCACCGAGCAGCCGGGGCCACUCGCAUCGAGACCGCAUCCACUACCAGGCCGACGUGCGGCUAGAGGCCACCGAGGAGAUCUACCUGACGCCGGUGCAAAGGCCACCGGACCCCCCGGAGCCCAGUUCUGCCUUCCUGCCCCCUGCAGAGAGCCGGAUGUCUGUCAGCUCCGAUCCAGACCCUGCCGCCUACCCCUCUGCGGCGGGCCGGCCGCACCCCUCCAUCAGCGAGGAGGACGAGGGCUUCGACUGCUUGUCGUCCCCGGAGCGGCCCGAGCUGCAGGGUGGAGGCUGGCGGGGCAGUCUCGGGGAGCCGCCGCCGCCCCCACGGGCCUCGCUGAGCUCGGACACCAGCGCGCUGUCCUACGACUCGGUGAAGUACACCCUGGUGGUGGACGAACACGCGCAGCUGGAGCUGGUGAGCCUGCGGCCGUGCUUCGGGGACUACAGCGAUGAGAGCGACUCGGCCACCGUCUACGACAACUGCGCCUCCGCCUCCUCGCCCUACGAGUCGGCCAUCGGGGAGGAGUACGAGGAGGCCCCCCGGCCGCGGCCCCCUGUUUGCCUCUCCGAGGACUCCACGCCAGACGAGCCCGACGUCCACUUUUCCAAGAAGUUCCUGAACGUCUUCAUGAGCGGCCGCUCACGCUCCUCCAGUGCCGAGUCCUUCGGGCUCUUCUCCUGUGUCAUCAACGGGGAGGAGCAGGAGCAGACGCACCGGGCCAUAUUCAGGUUUGUGCCUCGACACGAGGACGAGCUGGAGCUGGAGGUGGAUGACCCUUUGCUGGUGGAGCUGCAGGCCGAGGACUACUGGUAUGAGGCCUACAACAUGCGCACGGGCGCCCGGGGUGUCUUCCCCGCCUACUACGCCAUCGAGGUCACCAAGGAACCCGAGCACAUGGCAGCCCUGACCAAAAACAGCGACUGGGUGGACCAGUUCCGGGUGAAGUUCCUGGGCUCCGUCCAGGUUCCCUACCACAAGGGCAAUGACGUGCUCUGUGCUGCUAUGCAAAAGAUCGCCACCACCCGCCGGCUCACCGUGCACUUUAACCCGCCGUCCAGCUGCGUCCUGGAGAUCAGCGUGCGGGGCGUGAAGAUCGGCGUCAAGGCUGAUGAUUCCCAGGAGGCCAAGGGGAAUAAAUGUAGCCACUUUUUCCAGUUAAAAAACAUCUCUUUCUGUGGAUACCAUCCAAAGAACAACAAGUACUUUGGGUUCAUCACCAAGCACCCUGCUGACCACCGGUUUGCCUGCCACGUCUUUGUGUCUGAGGAAUCCACCAAAGCCCUGGCAGAGUCCGUGGGGAGAGCGUUCCAGCAGUUCUACAAGCAGUUCGUGGAGUACACCUGCCCCACGGAAGACAUCUACCUGGAGUAGCUGCGUGGCCCCGCUCUCUCCACCCCCGGGGCCUGCGCCGGAACAGUCGGCUGCCAACAGGACGCAGCACGCUAGCAGAGGGGCACCCGUCACCCCCAGAGGACGGGGAAGUCGGGGCCUCUGGCCAAGGGUGGGGGAGGGCGGGGUUUCGGGGAGAGGCAAAUGCAGUUUAUUGUAAUAUAUGGGACUAGAUUCAUCUAUGGAGGACAAAGCAGGCUGCCCAGGGAUUGGGAGGGGGCGGGCCUGGGGGAGGGGGUAGCGUCAGGCCUCUGACCGGGAAGGAUGCCCAUCGUAGGAGCGGAGGGCUUCGGCCCAUCCUGGGCAUCACUUCCUCUGCCAGGGCCUCUGGCUCUCCGGCUGUGGCUCCUGCUUUGACAAAGCCCAUGCCACUUGCCAGCAUUCCCUCCCCCUCAUCCCCAACUCCCAACCCCAACUGAAGGCCCUGAGCUCAUGCUGAGCCCAGCCACCUCCCAAGGACUUUGCAGCAGGUGGGGGGGUGCAGUCCCUGUUCCUGGCUCUGUCACCUGGGUGGCCUCUGGGUGGCCGUCACGCUGGCCACUGGCACGUGUGGGGGCCUCACCAGGGAAGGAGAGCGCUGCGGCAGGGCCCCAACCCGGCAGGAAAAGGCGGCUCCCGGAUUGGCCCGGGCCAGCCAGGGCCUCUCAGCUGCCUCGGCUGUAGCCCCAGCUUGGACCUGUCAUCCUGGCCACAACUAUUAAAGUGCCAUUUCCUGUC